Molecule: messenger RNA, 2680 nt
Organism: Pelodiscus sinensis (Chinese soft-shelled turtle)
Lineage: Eukaryota; Metazoa; Chordata; Testudines; Trionychidae
Gene: CHST13
Product: carbohydrate sulfotransferase 13
Biological process (GO): carbohydrate biosynthetic process; proteoglycan biosynthetic process
Cellular component (GO): membrane
Molecular function (GO): sulfotransferase activity
Source: RefSeq, a predicted model, not a curated record
GCUCGCUGCCCCGGGGGCCCCCCUCCCUGGGGGCUUUGCCCGGAGCCAGGAUGAGGAAAAACAAGGUGCAUCGGAUGGUCCUGGCCACUUGCCUGGGCUCUUUGCUCCUGGUGAUUUUCUACUUCCAAAGCAGCCUGAACCCAGCUGCAGAGGAUAGGAUUCUGGGGACCAGCUGGCAUGGGAAGUCAGGCCGAAGUCCACUCCAGGCACUUUACGACAGUGACCAGUUUGAGCAGUCGUCCCUACAGGCCACUCACCAGCAGAGACGAGAGUUGCUGAGCAGCGUUUGCGGCCGCUACACCCGCAAGCGCCGCCUCCUGACGCCUGAUGACCUGCGCCACCUUGUUGUGGAUGAUGUACACGGCCUGCUUUACUGCUAUGUGCCUAAGGUAGCCUGCACCAACUGGAAGCGAGUCAUGAUGGUUCUGACUGGACAGGGCAAAUACCGGGACCCUCUAGAAAUCCCAGCCAAUGAGGCCCAUGUCUCGUCCAACCUGCGCACCCUCUCAGAUUACAGCACUCCUGAAAUCAACCAUCGCCUGCGCAACUACCUCAAGUUCAUCUUUGUGCGGGAGCCCUUCGAGCGCCUGGUCUCUGCCUACCGCAACAAGUUCACCCGUAGCUAUAACACGGCCUUCCACAAGCGCUACGGCACCUACGGCACCAAGAUCAUCCGCGGACACCAGCAGGAGCCCAGUGAUGAGGCCCUGGAGCGUGGCGACGACGUGCGCUUUGACGAGUUCGUCUACUACCUGCUGGACCCACGCACGCAGCACGAGGAGCCCUUCAACGAGCACUGGGAGCGGGUGCACUCGCUCUGUCACCCCUGCAUCAUCCACUACGAUGUGGUGGGCAAGUAUGAGACGCUGGCCGAGGACGCCAGCUAUGUCCUGCAGCUCGUAGGAGCCGAGGCUAGUGUCAAAUUCCCCUCUUCGUCCAAGACCACCAGGACCACAGAUGACAUGACAGCCCAGUUCUUUGAGGACAUCAGCCCCUUCUACCAAAGGAGACUUUUUAAUUUAUACAAAAUGGAUUAUUUGCUCUUUAACUACUCCAUCCCGUCAUACCUGCACCUCCGAUGAGAUUGGAGAUAAGGGGGCCCUAAAACUGGGGGCCUCCCCCAUUCUUAACUACUCAAGGCAUCUCUCGCCUUUCCCCUGCAUCCUCACUGGUUCAUUCCUUUCCUCUCUGCCUCUAGAUUCCACUCCAAGCCCAUGCAUCACAUGCUGACACCCUGGUUGGGACUUACCACAGGGCGAGAGGCUGCCUUAUUGAUUAGCAUGUGAAACACGUGGGCCAAAGCAGCCUUAGCCCAUUCCAGUGCCUGCAGCAGAUGUAUCCUGGCUUCCAGGAACAUAACGUUAAAUGUUCAAAUGUUGUUUCCUUUAGAUGCUAAGAUAAUUCAUCACAGAUCCAAAUCUCAGGAAGGCUGUUUAUUGGGGGUAGGCCUCCUUCGCAGCCUCUUCCACGAACUGGGCUGUUUGCAGCCUGUCACAAGAGGGAUCUCAACCUUUGAUAGGGAUGGGGAAGGGGUCUGUCAGAAUUUUGCAUAGAAUGCUGAGAAGAGCAAUAUUUUAAUGUGUAUUUUUUUUCUUUGUUAAACAUUCCCUCUCCUCUCCUUCUCGCAUGCCCCAAGCUGCCUCCUUCCUCAAUCAAUGGGAAAGGGGAAUGUGAGCCAUCGAUGUCGUCUUAUGAUCUGGUAUUUCUCUGUGGCAAAGCCUGUUUUUAUUGCUUCUCCACUCGCUCCCCAUUGGAAUUUUAAAUACUUUGUUUUAUGUACGCGUAGAAAGAGGGACAAAUUAAUGCUUGUACAUCGAUGAAGCUGCAUUGAUUUCAGUGGAGCUGCAUUGGUUGAUACCAGCAGAGUACUUGGCCUAGAUUUGUGUGUGUGAAUGCGUGCGCACGUGUGUCCCCUGACUAAAUAUGAUACUUAAGACCCCUUAACGGCCGUGUGUAAGAGUAGGGUUGACUGCUCUUUGGAACAGGGACUAUUUUAUUUUCCAUGUUUGGGGGCCCAUUGUGUUAGGUGCUGUACAAUUUGGUUGCCCCUAGGGAUUCCUGCAAUAUAAAUGUUCAAUAAUAAUAACGCUGGUGUCCUGGCCAAAUUAGUUUGGCUGUUUAAAUGUGACCUACCAAAUAUUCUUCACCUCCUGCCACGUGGUGUUGCUGGGUGCUGUUAAACAGCUGCUGCUUCCUGCUCCAGAGAUGGCCGCAUUUCAUUGCUGGGCCAAAUAAUUUCUAGUUAUAGUUCGUGUGUCUGUCUGUAAAGCACUUUGGGAUGGGAUGCACUAUAGACAGCAGAGAUAUUAUAGUUAUGAAAAGAUGACAGACUUUUGGAAAGGGUGAAGCGGGGAGAGAGAGUGAGUGUGUGCGUGUGCGCAAAAUACACAGACACCUAGUGGAAGAAGGUUGUUGGCUGGAUGAAGACAAUUCAUUAUUCAAAGAAGAAAUAAGAAAACCUAGGAUUUUAAAUUCCAACCAGUCCUGAUGGAUUUGCUUAAACACAACAGCACUUCUGUCUUUGCUCUGUUAAAUUCAUUUUUGGCUCUGCAUAUAGAGCAUCACCUCUGUAAGUAAACUUGCUGAAAGCAGGAUUUUCUGGACAGUGUGUCUGCUGGUUCUAUUGUGAAUACUUGACUUAGUGCAAUACAGUGGCAAGGUUUUUAUAAAAAAAAAACAC